UGUUGUCGUCGCGGAAACAUCCAGCCCCCCCGAUCUGUGUGCGGAGUUGCUUGGCGACUUGCCGUUCCCGCGCUAGUAUUCUAUUAAGUCCGCCCCUCGCCCUCACUUCUGGACACCGAAGCCGCCUUCAGCAAAUUCAGCAACAUGAACAAUCUCAAUUCGCACCGACGCAAUGCCGCCGACGAGGAAACCCCGCUGCUGCCCCGACCCGCGAAACCUUCGGAUCCAGCUCGGCCAUGGAAUCGCCUGAAGAAACACAUGAUGGUAAAUGUCCACAAGGACUGGGCAGACCUGGUCUUGCUGUUUUGCUACAUCAUCACGGGGCUGCUGGAUAGCUCCGCCGUGUUUAUCUGGGGCUCGUUCGUAAGCAUGCAAACUGGGAACACCGUGUACCUGGGCUUAGGUCUCAUAGCACCCAACGAAGGCAUACGCUGGGUCAAAGCCCUAACCUCGAUAACCUUCUUCUGUCUCGGCUCCUUCUUCUUCAGCCGCUUCCAUCGCCACCUCUCGCCGCGCAGACGCUGGGUCCUUGUUGCUUCCUAUCUCAUCCAACUCGUCCUCAUCCUCCUGGCUGCAUUGAUUGUCACUCUCGGGACCGAAUCCUCGAAUGGCCUCCACUGGCAGGUGCUCAUCCCGCUUGCUUCAGUCGCAUUCCAAUCGAGCGGACAGGCGGUCACCUCACGAGUGUUGCAGUAUGGCGGGCUCACGAGCGUCGUUCUGACAAGCAACUACUGCGAUCUCUUUUCCGACCCGAAGCUGUUUGCCCUGACCAACGUGGAGCGGAAUAGGAGGACCGCUGCGCCGAUUCUGCUUUUGAUUGGCGCCGUGUUUGGGGGUCUGUGGGCGCAUAGUUCUGUCGGCCUGGCCGGAGCGCUUUGGACUGCUUUCGCGUUGAAAGCAGUUGCUGUCGGUGCGUGGCUGUUCUGGAAGGCUGACCCGGAGGACGAGUGAGAGAGCUGAACAGCGAACGUCG
This is a messenger RNA of Trematosphaeria pertusa, 973 nucleotides long. RefSeq lists its product as uncharacterized. Bases 145 to 951 code for a protein of 268 amino acids. Lineage: Eukaryota; Fungi; Ascomycota; Dothideomycetes; Pleosporales; Trematosphaeriaceae. The transcript has 2 exons. The record is from RefSeq and is a predicted model, not a curated record.